AUGCUGAUUGGAAAUGGGGAAACAGCUAAGAUAUGGCAGGAUCAUUGGGUACAACAAAACCCAGCAAGAGAGGCUAGAGUAAUGCGUUGCGACAUAGCAGAUAGUAGGAGAGGAGUUCAUAAAGACAUGAGAGUUUGUGAGCUUCUUCAGAACCAAGGACGUGAGUGGAAUAGAGAAAAAGUGGAGAGAAUCGUCCCACCACAGGAAAGACACCUCAUCGAGAGGGUACAGAUUGGUGGACCAAAGAGUAAAGAUGUAUAUGUUUGGAACUACACCAAGACAUGCCACUACUCGGUGAAAUCAAAGUAUUGGGUUCAGUGCAAUGAGGUGGGGAAGCGCCGUGAGCCAACGAUGAUGAAUCAACCUAGCUUUGACUUUCUUUAUCAGUUGGCGUGGAAAUCCAAAGCAAGCCCGAAGGUACAUCAUUUUCUGUGGAAGUGUAUCUCAAACUCACUACAUGUUGCGGAGAACAUGAAAAAAAAACACAUGGCUAGAGAUGGGCAGUGCCUAAGAUGUGCUCACGGGACAGAAAAAAUAAACCACGUUCUAUUCCAAUGUCCGUUGGCGAGACUGGUCUGGGCCCUAUCCUCAAUUCCCACGCCUCCAGGAGGUAUCUUAGAUAACUCACUCUACUCUAAUUUGUUUCAUGUUCUGAAUCUGGAGAAAGAGUAUCCUAAAGAGGAUGUUCAAGCCGACACAGGGAAAGAGUAUGAGGCGAUGAGCAUUCUCCAAAAGCAAGAGAGGACGCAGAGGGAUGGAGAGAAAGGGAGAGGGGUGAAAAAUGUAAGGUUGAAAAGAAGACUGCAAGUAGGACCCAAAAGUGUGAAUCCGAUUCAGAAAUGGAAGCCACCUCCGAUAAAUUGGCUCAAGUGUAACACUGAUGGUGCGUGGCACAAGGACAGAGAGAACUGUGGACUUGGUUGGAUCUGUCGAGGCAACAAUGGGAAGCUAAUUUGGGUGGGAGCAAGAGCGAUUCAAAGGUUAGGGUCGAGUAUUGUGACAUAA
Brassica oleracea var. oleracea is the source of this 1005-nucleotide messenger RNA. RefSeq lists its product as uncharacterized. The transcript is spliced from 2 exons. Lineage: Eukaryota; Viridiplantae; Streptophyta; Magnoliopsida; Brassicales; Brassicaceae. The record is from RefSeq and is a predicted model, not a curated record. Bases 1 to 1005 code for a protein of 334 amino acids.